GCGCACACACACACACACACACACACACACACAGCGCGAGACGACCCUACAGCGAUGGAGAAACUGGUGACACCGGAGCCGCACUACAUCCCGGGCUAUGCAGGUUACUGUCCACAGCUGAAAUAUCACAUGGGGAAGCCAUACAGUCAGCUCACGGCUCAUCUCCUGACCUCCCCGGAGAUUUCACACUCCCCGAGACUGGUGCUGAGUUCAGGAUUGUCACCGUCUGCAGAAAGAGACACGGGGGCGAGGGAGGAGAUCUGGAGGAGGGGAACAAGACAGUGCAAAACGCCUCAGAGAAUGAUACCAGGCUACACAGGUUUCAUCCCCAGAAUUCAGAAUUAUUUCUCAAAGACGUACGCAGAGACGUGUCGAGAAGCAAUUAGUGAAUUUGAUUCAGAUCAGAAGGUGAGAAUUCGGCCAGCUACAGCCGACAAACUACCUGCGGUCGAACGAGCAUUUCCAGACAUCAAGCCACGGAAACUGAACACUCCUUUGGUGGCCAUCUCUAAAGAAGCAAUUCCCUAUAAAUCCCUGGACUACUGGAGACCCCUGGACUCUCCAUAUUCGAUGGACGACAGCAACCCGCACAAGUACUUCAUUUCAGGGUUUGCUGGAUACGUCCCCAGAGCCAGGUACCUGAUGGGUUCCAGCUUUCCCAUCACCACCAAUAAGGCGCUUAUCCAGUUUGGCAAGCAGAUGAAGGCGAGUCACAGUGCGCUCGGCCUGACAAGAGAGAGAGAUGACAAUCUGGUCUCAGCACCCAUCAUCUACCCCACACACCGUGGCCUGCUGCCCCGCUACACUGGACAUGUACCAGGAUACAAGUUUCGAUACGGACAGACGUUCGGGCAGCUUACCAGCAACUCUCUGGAUGUGAGCGGCACACGCAGGAAGAUCGACACUGAGUGAGGGAUGACUCAUAGAGCUUUAGAUGGACCCCAGCAGCUGGUCUAAUCACCAGCACACAGGAAAAAUAUCACGAGAAUCAAAAAUAUGAUUAAGAUAAAAGGAAAAAAUGCAGCAUGGAGAUAAUUUAUGGAGGUGUUUUUAUUUUUUAUUUUUUGCACAUGGAACUAUUCCAACAGUUAUGCUACGUUCACACGGCAGCUAGAUAUCCUAAUUAUAGUCUUAUAAUGAGAUCUGUAAUUCCACGACGCUGAACAUACCAACAGUUCUUUCAGACAGCUCUGUAACUGGCUGUAAUGUACAGUAUAGGCUUGGGAAUUUUUAUAAGAAUAACGCAGAUCAUCUUAAAUAGUAUGAUAAUAAUCUGCUUUAUUGUCAGCAUCAGGAAAUGCUACAGUCACUCAGUUAGAGCAGAGGCACUCAAACAAACCCUUAUCAUACACACACAUAUUAGUAUCACUGAGCGCUUUAUUAGGCACACUUACACAUUAAUGCGGUUAUCUAAUUAGCCAAUCAUAAAUCAUAUAAACAUAUAACAGCAGCACAGUGUGUACAAUCAUGCAGAUACAGGUUAAGAGCUUCAGUUAGCGUUCACCUCAAACAUCAGGAAAAAGUCUGAUCACUGUGUCUUUUUUGAUGCCAGUUGGGGUGGUUUGAGUAUUUCAGAAAGCUUCUGGGAUUUUCACAACAAAAAAAAAGCCAAUCAAUUGAGCAGCAGUUCUGUGUGUGGAAAAAAAUGGGCACAAUAAAUGAGGACCAACAGGAAGGAUACAGUAACUCAAAUAAUCACUCUUUAUAACUGUGGUGAACAGAAAAGCAUCUUAGAAACAAACAGACCAAGCGUUAAACUUGAGGUGAAUGAGCUACAACAGCAGUAGAUCACAUUUGGUUUCACUCCUGGGACAACAGU
Molecule: messenger RNA, 1819 nt
Organism: Tachysurus vachellii
Lineage: Eukaryota; Metazoa; Chordata; Actinopteri; Siluriformes; Bagridae
Gene: cimip2b
Product: ciliary microtubule inner protein 2B
Exons: 6
Coding region: 55-912 (285 amino acids)
Source: RefSeq, a predicted model, not a curated record